UGCGAUGCGCGCAUUUCAAGAGAACGACAGAUUCAUCGCUGUCAUCCGGAUUUACGGACCAAACAUCGCCUGGGCUCAGGUCCAAGCCUAAUCCCUUAGUUCCAUCACAACGUUCUUCAAACUCGCAUCUACCAAUAUGGAGGCGUUCUUCAAAUUCGCAUCUACCAAGAGGGAGGAAUCACCACCUUGCGAACUGUGUGGUCAUCCACCGCGCUUCGACACUGCCGCCGCGACGCUCAGGAGCUCGUUAAUUGCCAUGGAAGCAAACGCAAGCAAAUGCCUGCCUUGUUCUAUACUCAGCGCGGGUGUAAGGAGAUACCUCUCUCGAACAUCAUCCCCUCUAACAACAGAUGUUGAUGACAUGAUCGUUCUGGGCUCGCUGGGUGGUAGCAGAGGAUCAGCCGUAGAGAUAUGGCUGGUUAGAACCACCAUCAAGCUAUCAUUUUUCUGUUCGAAAAGAAGUCUGUGGAUGUGGCAAAACAUGCGUUUCCUUCCCCUUGGAAAAGAGGUCCCAGGGACCACUUGUUCAGACGAAAGUUUCUUAUGGGCGAUUCAGCAGAUCAACCAUUGCAGGGACACUCAUCAGAACUGUAACUCGUACUCAAGCUCCGCCACUCUACCCAAGCGGGUGGUGUUCGUGGGUACUGCAGCCGAACCUACCCUCCGCUUGUACGAAUCCCAAGGCGAAAGAGAUCCCUACAUCUGCUUGAGUUACUGCUGGGGUCAACGUGACUUCCUCCGUACUCAAGUCGAUAACUUCGAGUCUCACAAAACAUGCAUUGAGCCCGACCAUCUUCCCCCCACUCUUAACGAUGCUAUCAAAUACACUCAUCGGCUCGGAGUCCGCUAUAUCUGGAUUGAUAGCUUGUGCAUCAUUCAGGAUUCCCUUCUUGACUGGCGAGAGGAGGCGGGAAAGAUGGCGUCCAUCUUUCAUAAUUCGUUUCUCGUCCUGUCCGCCACCGGCUCUACUGACGCCUAUGGAGGCUUGUAUGCCUCAUUCCCAUCCGACUUUACAACAUUCGCCUUGAGAGUCGAUACCAACAACAACGAAGUCUUUUCUUGCGAAGUAGCUGAUGUCCAGAUGACAAGGAAUGCAACAGAGACAAUUUACGUCCGCCGCGCGUUUCCUCAUGCCCAUAGCGGGGAUUCAAACAAAUACGCCAAUGAUCUUCCACUGCUCCCCACCCUCAGGCGUGGUUGGAUUUUCCAAGAACGUUUUCUCUCCCCUCGUGUCCUGCACUUUGGUCCCCAAGAACUCUACUUCGAGUGUCUGGAGUGGUCGUCGUGCCAAUGUACUAUCGAUGAGGCCGGCGAGAUAAAUCCAUGGACAUGGUUCGGGGAUCAUUUCCGAUCUCAUGGGUUCAUCCAUCAAGAAACGCCGAAAACGUACUACGACCCGUCGGUGUGGAGAACAAUGGAUCUUGAAGGAAAGAUAUACGUGUGGCAUCGACUGGUUCAUGACUACACGAAACUGGAGUUGACGUUCGAGAAAGACUUAUUUCCUGCCAUUUCUGGACUGGCCAGAGAGAUGGGCAUUGCACGUGCAGCAUUACAUGCUGAUGCGGACAAGGCACAAGAGACGGGAUAUUAUGCUGGUUUGUGGAAAGACAGCCUGGUGCGUGACUUGUGUUGGAAGGUUAACUAUGACAAGACCACCCUGACCAGUGAAGCCAAAGAUGAUGAGAGACACAAGACAUGGAUGGACAGACCGCGUGAAUGGCGGGCUCCAACGUGGUCUUGGGGUUCGGUCAACGGACCUGUGAAAUUCCUGGGUCAGAGAUAUGGUAUGAGGGACUUCUUCGAACCUCGGUGCGAAGUACUCCAUGUUUCUUGCACCCCGGCUGGAUCAGAUGAGAUGGGUGAGCUGAUCGCAGGGAGGCUGGUACUACGCGGGCAGCUCUUGCCAGCAAGAGUAACACAUUCGCGUGACAGAAACCUUCGGGUAGGCGCACUACGAUUUCCAUGGGAGAUUCUUGACUUGGACCUCGGCGUUGAGGAUGGGCGUUUCGAUCAGCACGUCCUUGUCGAUGACGGAUGUCCGGAUCUCUUGAGGCUUUUGGAUGAGGUGGAAGCGGGUGGUGACCGACCUAUUGUUUACUGCUUUUUCCUUGGGAGAAUAAACGGUCAGAAAGAUCCGCUUUUUCUCUUGCUGAAGAAGUUCAAAGGGCAAUCGGAGGAAGAAAUGGGCCAAGACAUGUAUCAGCGGUUCGGGAGGCUUCAGCUGACAGCACCUCCUCGCCGCCUGGGUGAAAUAUCGUGGAAGGACAGAUUUGGGGUAUUUGCGCAAGCAAAGGAGGAAGUUGUUACGAUCAUCUAGCUGAUGGGCUAUUGAAUUCGGGGGCGCUAGGGCAGAGCUCAGAGCCGGUAGGAGAAGGGCAGCAAAGGAAAUAACAAGAAUAAUUACAUGUGGGCGGAUAUUACCUAUUUGAUGUCAAAAGGGAUAUCAUACGGGAUCGGGAUAUAUCCACGGAUAGAACAGACAGUCAAGGACAGCCAACAUGCCAGGUAGCUUGUGUCGACUGUCCGAGCACUCAGCAACGAACGGCAACAACAAAUUGAAAAGAUCUCCAAA
Molecule: messenger RNA, 2572 nt
Organism: Neurospora tetraspora
Lineage: Eukaryota; Fungi; Ascomycota; Sordariomycetes; Sordariales; Sordariaceae
Product: heterokaryon incompatibility protein-domain-containing protein
Exons: 2
Coding region: 137-2317 (726 amino acids)
Source: RefSeq, a predicted model, not a curated record